Parastagonospora nodorum SN15 is the source of this 1068-nucleotide messenger RNA. RefSeq lists its product as hypothetical. The record is from RefSeq and is a predicted model, not a curated record. The transcript is spliced from 7 exons. The coding region runs from base 1 to 1068 and encodes 355 amino acids. Lineage: Eukaryota; Fungi; Ascomycota; Dothideomycetes; Pleosporales; Phaeosphaeriaceae. Gene Ontology annotation, biological process: transmembrane transport. Gene Ontology annotation, molecular function: transmembrane transporter activity.
AUGAAAUCCAACCUGCAACGGAUACCAUCAGAGCCCAUAGUCCUGGAAGCGGGGUCCACUAUCACUGAUCCUUCCCAAAAUUUGGUUACAUGGGCGGAUGAUGCAGAUCCGGAAAAUCCGAGUCCUUUAACUUCUUCAAUGAUUGCUCCGGCCACACCACUCAUCAGCAGGGAUUUGAACAACGAUUCAGACACUUUCUCGGUGCUCGUGGUUACCUUCUUCAUUCUUGGCUACGUGGUCGGAUCACUUCUGUUUGGCCGCUUAAGUGAGAUAUAUGGCCGCCGCCCUAUUCUCUUAAUCUCCACUUUCAUCUUCUCAAUAUGGCAGCUGGGUUGUGCACUGUCUACCAGUAUAGAGAUGCAAAUGGCAUUUCGUCUGUUCGCCGGCUUUGGUGGCUCUGGCUGCAUCGCUAUUGGUGGAGGCAUCAUAGCUGAUGUUUUCGAUCUCAAAGACCGUGGCUUGGCUGUCACAAUAUUCUCUGUAGGACCCUUGGUGGGUCCAAUUCUGGGUCCCAUUGUAGGUGCAUACAUUAGUCACGACCUGGGGUGGCGAGCGAUCUAUUACUUCAUGUUCAUCACGUCCAUGAUAGCAGAGAUAUUCACCUUCAUUGUGGUGAAGGAGUCCAACCCUCAGACUAUACUCUCUCACAAACGCAAUCAAUUGCAGAAGCUGACUUCGACACCUCUCUUCCUCGAGAAUGAGCUCUCUGCUAUCCCUAGCAAAUCGCCCAUCUUUGACUUGCUCGUCUCAACAUUUCUACCAUGGAAGUACAUCGAGUCUGGUAUCAUGGGCCUCAUGGUGCCUUUGUCUUUUUUCUGGUAUGGUUGGGCGGCGGACAAGCAAGUGCACUGGGCCGUCCCAGUAGUGGGUCUUUUGCCUUUCGGUAUCGGGCUGAUAGGUGUCUUUCUGCCCAUUCAGAACUACAUGAUCGAAGCAUUUCCGGAAAUAUCAGCAAGUGCAACGGCUGUCUUGGCUUCUUCGAGGAACGUUGUUGGAACAUUCCUACCGAUCGUUGCGCCAAGCAUGUGUGAGAUGCCCAUUCUUUUCGUCUAUUUCCUGGCAUCUUGA